AUGACAGUCGAUGUGCUCGAUUCAGAGUCGUUCUGUUCUGCAUAUACCUUUGUUUUCGCUGGAGUAGUGAUUGUUGUUGUGCUUGGCCAAUACUGCAGAGCAAGAUUAUUUGCCAAACAUGCAUUCCCGCUACCUCCUGGACCUCCAAAAACUUGGUUCUGGGACAGUGCUAUUCCAUCAAACAAUGUGACUCCUACAAUGAUGCAAUGGAUACAAAAAUAUGGACCGGUCGUCUCUGUAUGUCAGGGAAAUCAAGUCUCAGUCAUCAUUGGAAGUGUAGAAACAGCCAACGAUAUUAUGGAGAAAGAAGGGAGUGCUCUCGUUGACCGCCCCCAGGCCAUAGCUGCUGGGGAAAUUUUUUCUCAAAGUAUGCGUCUUGUCCUUAUCCCUGUUGGGUCACGGUUCCGUCGGUUCCGCAAAGCAGCACAGGCACAGUUACAACCAAGAGCAAUAGAAGCGUACCGAGACAUAUUAUUAGAAGAUGCGAAACAGCUUGUAUGCGAUGUUUUGAAAGCACCAGAGAAACACCAGGAACAUGUGAAACGAUUUUCGAACUCGGUCAUCCUGCGUAUGACAUAUGGGAAGUCGAUGCCGACCGCGAACACGGAUCCUGAGGUAGUAGGGAUGAAGCUUGCGGCAGAACGUUUUGGAAUUGUUAUGCAACCCGGUGCUUUUUUGGUUGAUCGCAUCCCUAUCCUGCGGUACGUACCUUGGUAUGGACUCCAGUUGAAGGCCUGGUCUCGUGAAGAGCAUGAGCUGGUACUAGGGCAGAUGGAGCGGGUACAAAAUGAGAUAGCAAGUGGUAUCGCUGGGCCGUCUUUCAUGCGUACACUUCUUGAGCAACAUGGGCAUCAGCUAUCGAAAACUGAGAUGUGUUCUCUGGCGGGGACGAUUUUUGGUGCCGCUGUUGACAAUAUUUCUGCGGCCAUCAACACUGCUGUCCUGGCUGCGGCUUGUCAUCCCGAGGCGCAAGCGCGCGUACAAGAACAGCUAGAUGCAGUCGUGGGUAGAGAACGAGCUCCAUCUUUCGAAGAUGUCCAAUGUCUUACUGAGUUGCGCGCGUUUAUGCAUGAAUCAUUACGCUGGAGGCCUACCGUCCCGCUCGGUAGAACAUCUUCCUUUCGUUGUCAGCGACUUUUGACUGUUGGCACAGGUUUUGCCCAUCGUGCCACCAAGGAUAUAGUAUGGAAAGGGUUAUGGGUCCCUGCUGGAGCAACAGUCUACGGCUGUCACUGGGCUAUUUCUCGUGAUGCAACUGCUUUUCCUGACCCCGAAAACUUUGAUCCCCAGAGAUGGAUUGAACCAUGUGGGCGCAUUCGUCAGGAUCUCAAGUCCUUCUCAUUCGGCUUUGGCAGGCGGGUUUGCCCAGGACAGUAUCUAGCAAGUGAUUCUAUGUUGAUCACUCUUGCAUAUUUGUUCUGGGCUUUUCGAAUCUUAGAAGUCAAGGAUGCGCCCAUAGAUAGGUGGGCAUUCGAAGACGCUGUUAUUAGAAGCCCACGGCCAUUUUCGGCCCUGUUUUCCCCUAGAUUGGAUGUGAGGCAUUUGGAAGAAGCCGUGGGGCAAUCCUAGAUAUAUAUAAAUGACCUUUUGAUACUAUGUAUUGUCGGAAGCCCGUCCACUAUAAUGGUCAGUGGUUACUCUUACGCAUCGCACGCCUAGCUUGGUUCUACUGGUGUUCACAAAUAGCCUGACUUGAUUAACUUAGAGCGCGAAAACGUGUUGUCUGCGAUUAUCUUUAUCAACUAGGUAGGAAGGUCUAUUUAGUAUGAUCAUACUUUUUACCUCAGGACAAUUUAUGUGCGUGUCACAGUCA
This is a messenger RNA of Suillus bovinus, 1813 nucleotides long. Its product is annotated as cytochrome P450. The record is from RefSeq and is a predicted model, not a curated record. Gene Ontology annotation, molecular function: heme binding; iron ion binding; monooxygenase activity. The coding region runs from base 1 to 1569 and encodes 522 amino acids. The transcript is spliced from 10 exons. NCBI's taxonomy places the organism in Eukaryota, Fungi, Basidiomycota, Agaricomycetes, Boletales, Suillaceae.